AAGAAGAGGUUUAAAAUGGAUUUCAGUUCUUCUUUUCUCUUGCCAUGCAUGCUGGUGAUUCUGACCAUUAUUGAUGGCAGGGCUUGUGCUGACAUAGAACGGCUCACUGGAAUCGUUGGCAGCAAAAUUGUCUUCCCACUAGAAGUUCAAAAUCAAAGCUAUUUCUCAGUAGCCAUAAAUGGAAUGACCCAUUCAGUCAACUCUAAGGACUGUUUCAAAUAUGGUAAACGGCAGAUGUGCCUGAGAAAUGGGUCUCUGGAUUUGGAAAACAUAACACAAAGUGAUGAAGGGAUGUAUCAAUUUCUUUCUCAAAAUGAGAACAAAACUUUCUUCCUGAGAGUACUUGAGCUGCCUCCAACUGUCCAUAUCCAUUGCCUUCCUGGUGGAAAAGCAGAGCUAUCCUGUGAAGUGGGUGAUCUCUCUAGUGAUGUUUAUUGGACCCUGAAUGGGAGCCAUCUGAAUGAUUCAGACAUUUGUGUGAAGGAUGGUGGAAGGAAGAUUGUUUUGGAAAAAAGAGUGAGUGGAAAGCUGACCUGCCACAGAAUAAACUCUCCUACUAACUUCUCCACUGAGCUGUUGUGUGAUGAUGGGGAUCUUCUGAAGCACCCUCUGUUCCUCGUCAUUCUGGCAGCGUCUGGAGGGGCUGCAGUCCUUUUGUCCAUUAUUGUGUCCCUGAUCACAUGCUGCUGCAUGAAAAACAAACAUAACUUCAUUCCGGUGCCUGCAGAAGAUGAGAAGGAUGAGGGGAUCACCCUGUCUGCCAUUUCCAGUGAAGGACCAAAGAGUUCCCCUAAUGGAGACCACUGUGACGCUACAGAUGCCCUUGCUGCCAGCACCACCAAUCCAGGUCCUGGGAGUUCCAAACCAGAGGCUGGAAUGGAUCCAAAUUCCAAGGUGGAGCCUGAAACAGAACCAGGACAUCAAACAGAGGCAGAGGCUGUGACAGAAAUGGAGUUUCGAGAGGUCAUGGUUGACACUGCACCCCCGGAAGCUGUGGGUGACUGUUUCCCUGAUCCGGCUGAUGCUUGAUCAGAUGUGCUCCCUUUGUCCCAUCCUGAAGCCCUGAGAAGUGGUGCUUCUUCAUUCCAGUGAUCAUUUCAUAAUAAUACUGCCCUUUGUAAAGCACCUGCAUACAGAAAGCCAAGCCUGUAACUUACUUACUUAAAUAUGGUUCUCACAGAUGCUUCUUUUAACAGCAAUGAGAUCCAGAUUUAAGAAUGCUCCACCCUCUGCUUUUGAUAAUUUUCUCCUUUGAUCCCAUCUCUAUUUUUCCGGUUUUUUAAAAAAAAUUCCUCUAGUUUUUGUUCUGCUUAAGCGGAAUGGCUACAAAUUUCCCACGUGGGCAUCCCAGGAUUUCAUCCUGCAAUUAGAACCUAGAUUUUGAAACCAUUGGGUGGAACACCCUCAGUGGCCUCCCAUAACCUGGGAGAGGUGGGAUGUGCAAACAGAGAAUGUUGCCAACCUCUUGCUCUCCUGGAUUUGAAUGAUGGAACUGCUGAUCCUUGGACCCUGCGUAUAUAUGCCUGACAUCAGUGCUUUCUGAAGCCUGCUGUACCAUGACCCACACUUCCAGCUCUAAACCCUUUACUUAGUUCUCAUUAUCACAGGCUGAAAGGAGAGGUCCCCUGGCUUCACUACUGCAUAACUUUUGCAGAAAAUCACCAAGUCUUUCACUAUCCAGGUGCUAGUUCACAGUGUGGGACUCACAAGCAGUGUAGAACAGGAGGUUUGUUUUUUCCCCCCUUUGGGGGAUAGAAUUUGCGUCAUAAAUAGAAUGCUGGGCCAAGCAGUUUCCCAGCUCUCAGCAGCCAUGUAGUGCUUUUUGAGGGCUUGGUGAUUUGCUGCAGGUGUUUUAUUACUUUGCUUCUCUGUUGUGGAACUCCUUCCAGCUUCCUGAGUGCAAGGCUCGGGAAAUGCAGGCAUCUUCCAAGUGCAACUGUUCUUUUUGUGAUAUGAAUGCCUUGGCCCCUGCUUAGAUAUAAUGGCUUGGCUGCUGCCUGGAAAAUUGCAAUUACAUCUGCUCUUUUGAGUUGGAUAUUGUAUUCUACAUGUUCUCUGUGGAGAAAUUAGCUGAAUGAAUACAAAUAGUUUUAGUUAUAACAAAUUAUUAUAAGGCGUACCACCUUCUAGCCUACUUGCACUCGACAGGUAUAAUGAUAUAAAAAUCAUCUGG
Gekko japonicus is the source of this 2173-nucleotide messenger RNA. RefSeq lists its product as uncharacterized. Bases 16 to 1029 code for a protein of 337 amino acids. The transcript is spliced from 6 exons. The record is from RefSeq and is a predicted model, not a curated record. Lineage: Eukaryota; Metazoa; Chordata; Lepidosauria; Squamata; Gekkonidae.